Messenger RNA from Blepharisma stoltei, 1884 nucleotides. The record is from the annotation of a GenBank genome assembly. NCBI's taxonomy places the organism in Eukaryota, Ciliophora, Heterotrichea, Heterotrichida, Blepharismidae.
AUGUCAAAAGAAGACCUACUAUGAAAAGAAGAGGACGAAGUCAGCUCAUUUGCAUCUCUCCAAAUAGAAACUAGCCCAUCAGACCCUUACUUAAAAAAUAUCACAGAACUUUUUCAUGUUUUAUCUGAAGAAGAAGAUCAAAUAACAAAAAAUCUUCCUAAUCUUAUCUCAAAGCAAGUCCAAAAACAAGAUCAAAUCGACCUCUUAGAAGCUUUUUCUCUUGAACUAAAAAUCAGAAACCAAGAAAAGCAGCAACUAUUAGAAUCUUUGAUUGACCGCGAACGAUCAAAAUCAUUAGAAAUUCACCAACUUCAAAUGCAAAUUAAGACUUUAAAAGAUGAUGUUGCUAGAAACGCGAUGAUAAGCAAAAAAAGAAAGGACAGAGUCGCCGGCUACACAAGCGCCUUAGACAUGUAUGACUGGGUUGUCGAUAUUGGACUAAUUACUGAUAUUAAUAAAAAUGGGUGGGAAGUGGAGUUUUCACAAAAUUUCUGGAAUACACUCAAAGAAGACCAAAAAAUCUUAAUCCAGCCUAUAAGCCAGUCCAUAAAAAUUGCAGAUGCACAAGAUUUUUCAAAUUCACAACCAAAAAAUGAAGAAAUUAAAAUAGAAGAAGAUUUAUUGCAAAUUUCCCCAGAAAAGGCCCAAAGUUUGCAUUCAAGUUUUGCAUUGGAAAAAUGUGAAACUAAGGCAGGCCCAGGAGCCUGAGAUGGGGCGGUUGUAGCUGUUGUAGGGCUUUAUGAUAAAGGAAAAACAUUUUUGCUAAAUAAUCUAACAGAGUCAUUUUUACCGUCAGGGAAAAAAGUCAAUACAAAAGGGCUGUCGUUUAAGCAUGUUCAUAUGGACUCAGGGACAAAACUGAUACUUUUGGAUACAGCAGGGUCUUAUUCGCCUGUUAAAGUGAUAAAUGAGUUUUCAGUUGCUGAAAAAGAAGCUACAGAACUGUUUCUUCUUGAUAUGGUUUUUGAGCUGUCUGAUUAUUUUAUAUGUGUCGUUAACGAUUUUACAUCACUUGACCAAAGAUUUCUUGACAAAAUUACUCGAAGUUUGCAAAAUUCCACUACAAAAACAUUCAGAGAAGUCAUUGUAGUCCACAACUUAAAAGACGUGGAAAAUAAAGAAGUUAUUGAUCAUAUAUGGGAAACACAAGUCACACAAAUUUAUGGGUCUGGGAGCUCAUUGAAAACUAGAGUAGCUGCAAUUUCUAGUAAAACGGGAGAUUUAGUAGAAAAAGAUGUUAAUUGAUUUAAAACGGAAUUUUCAAGGCAUGUUUGUUUGGCAAAUGCUGAUAGCGAGCUUGGAGAAGAAAAUAAUCCCUGGGUAUUUUCUUUAUUAAAAUAUUGGCUGAAAGCUGUUUUUGUCCCAGUGAAUAGGCCAAUUUCAGUGGUAGAGACUGUUCUUUCGAUUUCUAGAGUAAAAUUGACAUCUUAUUAUAAAACACCUGUAGAAGUAGACUUAAUUGAAGGGGAGCAUUAUUUGAAAAAAAUAAUUAAGUGUAGGAAUAUGGCAAGCGGAGAAAAUAUGAGGCUGCCUCAGCUGUCACAAGAUUCUAGUGGGUUUAUUAUGUCGAGACCUGAUAGUUUUCUGCCGUCAAUUGACAUUAUUGAGGAUGGGGAAUAUAAAAUUUUUAUGGAUGUUCCUGGGCUUUCUGGUGAUGAUAUUUUACUGACGAGACAAAAUGUUAUUACUGUUGUACAAGGGAGUAGGAAGAAACCUUAUAUUGAAGAUUCUGACAAAUCGAGGAUUGUCAAGCAAGAAAGGAAGUAUGGGGAUUUCGCUAUGAGUUUUAAGAUACCCGAGCAGUAUGAGAGGAAAUGGAAAAACGUGGAAAUUAAGGAUGGAAUUUUGGCUAUUUCUUAUAAAAAGGAUGAGGAUGAUAAAUAA